Messenger RNA from Somion occarium, 2255 nucleotides. The record is from the annotation of a GenBank genome assembly. Lineage: Eukaryota; Fungi; Basidiomycota; Agaricomycetes; Polyporales; Cerrenaceae.
GUCGAGAAGAUCGGGAGGCACAACGCUCGGGAUUAGCCGAAUGUGCCGAUAUGUGUUCACAAGCGCCUGUCACUCUGGUUCGUCUAUUACACUAAAUAAUCUGCGCUAUGUUUUUCUUUGAGUAGCGUCAAAGCCAUGUAUGUCAGCGAUUCUCAUGACACCUUCCUGAUUCACCGGGUUGUCUCCCUCCCACGAGUUUGUUAAGUUUUGUUGUGAGCGAAUCGGGAUGUAUUCAGUAACCAUACCGCAUACGGUGUCCGUCAUAACUCCAUUGUAUGCAUAUGACGCCUAAUCAAUGUGCGAAAACCUGAGUUCUCUACCGAUAAAGCGAGAGAAAGAUGGCAUGGGGCUCGUCGCCUGGGCAUGCAGGCCCACAACUCCAUGUUUAUAAAGACUUAUCCCCACACUCGGCAUUCGUUCACGGCCUUGUUCUACCUACUAUGUCUGUCAUGUCUGUGGACAUUGCUCUUGGUGCUAUCUGCCUGUUCACCCUAGGCUUAUGGGCUUAUUUGAGUAGGACCAUGCGAGAUCGCCUUCGACAGCCACCGGGACCUCCAGGUUUACCUCUUAUUGGAAACCUGAAGGAUAUGCCAUCAGAUGAGGCUUGGUUGACAUACAUCAAGUGGUCUCAACAAUACGAUUCUGGGAUGAUACGUCUCAAUGUCUUCGGGACGAAUAUGAUUGUGGUUAAUUCGUUGGAGAUAGCGGUCGAUUUGUUCGAUAGGAGAUCUUCUAUCUACAAUGACAGACCAAGGUUAAUCAUGCUGAAUGAGCUUUCUGGGUUUGGUUGGGGAGCAGCAUUUACGCCUUACAGCGAUUUUUGGAGAGCCAUUAGGAAAGCCUUCCACCAAACGAUUGGCCCGGAAAACAUGAAACGUUGGAUCGAUGUUGAGACACGUGCAUCUCAUCAUUUACUGAGAAACCUUCACGAAAGCCCCGAUUCAUUCGCGAAACACAUUCGCCAUUUCUCUGGUGAAGUUAUCAUGCGAUUGGCAUAUGGAAUGGAUGUACAACAAGAGGACGAUCCGUACAUCGAUAUCGCGGAGCGCGGUACGCAUGCGAUAUCGGCCACUACCAACGCGGGUUCCUACCUUGUUGAUGUGAUACCGAUAUUGAAAUAUGUGCCUGAAUGGUUUCCCGGAGCCAAGUUCAAACGAGAAGCUAAGGCAUGGCGUAUGUUAGCAACGGCAAUGUUAAACCAGCCGUUCGACUUUGUGAAGAAACAAUUGGAGUUGGGGGAUCUUCCAUUGUGUGCAGCGUCCUUACUUCUUGAUCGUAUGGAUAACGAGGCGCAAGAUCGAUUGGAUGUAGAAUCAGUGUUGAAAUCUACAUUGGGAUCGAUGUAUGCUGCUGGAGCAGACACUACGGUAUCCACUCUGUUGUCCUUCAUCUUGGCCAUGGUCCUCCAUCCCGAAAUACAAAAGAAAGCUCACAAAGAAGUCGAUCAAAUCCUGGGGGCUCGACGUCUUCCUAGUUUCAGCGAUCGACACGCGCUGCCUUAUAUCGACGCAAUCGUCAAUGAAUGUCUACGGUGGCAUCCUGUAAUUCCUCUCUCUGUACCCCAUCGACUAAUGCAGGACGAUGAAUACAAAGGGUACUUCCUUCCAAAGGGUUCUUUACUCAUUCCAAACUCAUGGGCAAUUUUACAUGACGAGAAUGUGUAUCCAAACCCUCUUAUCUUCAAUCCGGACCGAUUCCUCAAGGAUGGUGUUCGGAACCCAGAUGUUCCUGACCCUGAAGUAUCUUUUGGUUUUGGAAGGAGACUUUGCCCUGGACGUUUCAUGGCGAAGGAGUCACUGUGGAUUGCAAUUGCAUCUCUGCUUGCAACCUUCGAGUUCCGGAAAUCCAUUGGACCGGACGGCAGUCCCAUUACACCUGAAGAAGAAUAUAUUCCUGGAUUUCUCAGUCAUCCGAAACCUUUCCCCUGUGACAUUCGCCCGCGAUCAGAGGAACGCGUAGCUCUUAUUUUGACAAAUGAAAGUGACGCUUAGACCUCGGCUUUUGUUCUUCUAUGCAAUGUUCAAAAAAUGUGGUAAAACAAACUCCGGAUCCGAGGAGCAUUAGACAUCCGUUGGAGGAAUAUAGAAGCCGGAGAAGUAUCUAAGCACAGCUAUAAUCACGAUCGUCUUCGUAAGGUGAUUCACGAUCCGCAUUGAGAGCGUAGCCUGCCAUGGCAUCAGUGUUAGCAAAUGUACGUACUGCCAUGAGGAAAGUUUGUGAGUGUUUGGUCGUUGCUCCUAGCACUCACUAUUCGC